Scaptodrosophila lebanonensis is the source of this 2345-nucleotide messenger RNA. It is a transcript of the gene emp, whose product is annotated as scavenger receptor class B member 1. The record is from RefSeq and is a predicted model, not a curated record. NCBI's taxonomy places the organism in Eukaryota, Metazoa, Arthropoda, Insecta, Diptera, Drosophilidae. Gene Ontology annotation, cellular component: membrane; cytoplasm. Gene Ontology annotation, molecular function: scavenger receptor activity. The transcript has 7 exons. The coding region runs from base 96 to 1664 and encodes 522 amino acids.
AGUUUUUCAGCGGCAUUGCUGGCGUUCAAGUCGUUGCGCUAAGCCGUUCACAACAACGAGACGUUCAUUUUGACACAACAACAGCAACCAACAACAUGAACGGCCCAAAACAUAAACUGUGCACCAAACUGUCCAGCACAUAUUUGCGCAAGUGGUGGAUUACAAUUGCCAUUGCGGCCAUUUUAAUAAUUGGCGGCAUUGUUGUGGCUUGUGAAUUCUCCGUGCUAAUUAAUGCGAUCGUCGAUCGCAUGGUGGCCCUGCGACCCGGCGCCAAGACCUUCAACUGGUGGGCCAAGCCACCAGUGGAGCCCCGAAUCAGUCUCUAUGUGUACAACGUCACCAAUGCAGACGAUUUCCUUAGCAAUGGCUCAAAGGCCAUUGUCGACGAGGUGGGACCAUAUGUUUACACCGAGACAUGGGAAAAGGUGAACAUUGUGGAGAAUGACAAUGGCACGCUCAGCUAUAACCUGCGCAAGAUCUACACGUUUCGUGAAGAUCUGUCCGCGGGUCCCGAAGACGAUGUAGUAAUUGUGCCCAAUAUUCCCAUGCUGAGUGCCACAUCGCAGAGUAAACAUGCAGCCAGAUUUUUGCGCCUGGCCAUGGCCAGCAUCAUGGACAUACUGAAGAUCAAGCCGUUUGUGCAGGUAUCGGUGGGUCAGCUGCUCUGGGGUUAUGAGGAUCCGUUGCUGAAGCUGGCCAAAGACGUUGUGCCCAAAGAGCAGAAGCUGCCUUACGAGGAGUUCGGACUUCUCUACGGCAAAAAUGGCACAUCAUCGGAUCGUGUCACCGUGCACACGGGCGUCGAUGAUAUCACGCAAUACGGCAUUAUUGAUAAGUACAAUGGACGCACACACUUACCGCACUGGACGACGGAGGAGUGCAACCGCCUGAACGGCACCGAUGGUUCCAUUUUCCCUCCUCACAUCGAUCACAGCCGCAUUUUGCAUGUAUACGAUAAGGAUUUGUGUCGUCUACUGCCACUUGUUUUUGAAAAGGAAGUAAUCACAAAGAACGAGGUUCAGGGUUAUCGCUUCACGCCACCCGAAUCUGUGUUUGCCGACGUCGAUAGGAGUCCGGAGAACAUGUGCUUCUGUCCGGCCGGUCAGCCAUCGUGCUCACCCAAUGGCCUGUUCAACGUUUCACUCUGCCAAUACGACUCUCCCAUUAUGUUGAGUUUCCCACAUUUCUAUCUCGCCGAUGAUAGUCUCCGCACUCAGGUCGAGGGUAUUUCGCCGCCCGAGAAGGAGAAACAUCAGUUCUUCUUCGAUGUACAGCCCAACAUGGGAACUACCUUGCGCGUCCGUGCUCGCAUACAAAUCAAUCUGGCUGUCAGCCAGGUGUUCGAUAUCAAGCAAGUGGCCAACUUCCCGGACAUUAUUUUCCCCAUAUUGUGGUUCGAGGAGGGCAUUGACAGUCUGCCCGAUGAGGUGACGGAUCUGAUGCGUUUUGCUGAGGUUGUCCCACCCAAAAUUCGCAUCGUCCUCAUUGUGGUGUUGUGCGCCCUCGGCGUGGGUCUGUUGCUGUUGGCGACCUUUUGCCUAAUCCGAAACUCGCAUCGACAAAGUACUCUGCAUUUGGAGGGCUCCAACUAUUUGGCUACGGCGCAAGUGGACAUGAAUAAGAAACAGAACAAGGACAAUAAUCCAAGCAAUGUGAGAUAUUGAGCGUAGACCUUAAGCAUUUAGUCUGUAAACCUUAGCUAGGAACGCAAGAGCACACCUGAACCCUAUCGGAUGGGUUGGGAAAAGUGUGCGCCUGCGUGGUAUAGUCUAGAACAAAUGGAGCUGGGAAGACUUGUAUGUACUUAUUGUGUAUUGUAGUAGGUUCUAUCUUUUUAAGUAUACUAUAUAUGUGCGUGUACUAUUAAAUUCGAUGUUUAGGUUUUAGUCUUCUUAACAACUAUGUAUGUACUUAAGAACGGUCGUGAUCGCUUUAAGUCUCAAAUGUGUGGCUCAAUUCGGCUACUCAGCAACUCAAAACAAACAAAACAAACAAAAAACGAAAGCAAAAACCAAGAAAAAAAUGAAAAAAACACAUAAUCACAAAAUUGUUGUAUUCCAAUUUUAUACCAAAAAAAUUGUUGAAGCAUUGCGGUUUGCCAAAUUCUAUGUCACAAACGGUUCUCAAAAAUUCAACUGUAAUCAAAGGAAUUCCAUGUUCGCCGUCCAUACAAAUGUGCUUCAUUAGACCAAAAUCCGAACAUUUGAUGUGGCGCGAUUUAAUUAAGUUGCAUUAAUCAAUUAUAUAUGUUUGUAUGUAUAUGCAUUGUGUUAUUGUAUAAUCGCAGUAUGACUUAAUAAAUACAAUAAAAUACGCUAUUAUUUUAAUAAGGCACAUCAAAUCGA